This is a messenger RNA of Dreissena polymorpha, 5885 nucleotides long. RefSeq lists its product as uncharacterized. NCBI's taxonomy places the organism in Eukaryota, Metazoa, Mollusca, Bivalvia, Myida, Dreissenidae. The record is from RefSeq and is a predicted model, not a curated record. The transcript has 9 exons. The coding region runs from base 735 to 5885 and encodes 1716 amino acids.
UCAAGUGUUUAUUUAGCAUUUUUACACAAAACACACGCACUUUGACAUAUUUGGUUACGGUAGAAAUCUUUCUUUAAGAAGCAUUUGUUUCUUAAGAUGUUUUUGUUUGAUCUAAGUCGAGUUUAUAGUCGAUGACAUUUUACUUUCUAAAAUGAAAAGUAGUGGGUGGGGUAAUGUAAAAUAAUAAUUCGUUAUAUAAGCUUUAUAUAUAAACUUUGAAAAAUUAGCACAACACAAAUAGUUUAUACUUCAGUGAUACAUAAAAUUGAAUUACUUCAAAUGAAAUCUUUCUAAUAAAUCUUUCUAUAUUCACCUGAAAAGCGAAUUUUAUUGGGAACUUAUAGACCUUACAUCGUUUUUAACAAAUGUCUGAACAAAUCAUCUCAUAUCGGGAUGCCGGGACAAGAGCCCAAAAGCAGGACUGUCCCGCCGAGAUCGGGACGGCUGGCAUAUGUUAACACUAUUGAUGUACACAAGCCAUCUUAAAUCGAGACCCAUGAGCCUGAGACGUGGGCCUGAGAAACUGUAAAGUGCCCCCGCAUGCGCAACAACAACAAAUAAUAACCUGCCGGCAAGAACAUAAUUGUUAUUUCCAAGGACAAAUAAAGAAACCAAGAUAACAUGAUCAGAGGAUGCUCACAGACAAGAACAUUUACGACGUGCCAUAAUACCAUCUUCUCCUCGGUUGUCCACAAACUAACUCUCUACUGAAUGGUUCAUUUAGUCUCCUGAGGAUGGCUGCCGACACCAACAUCUUCACCGAUAAGCAGACCAAUAACUGGUUCAAAGCGUGCAUUGCCCUCAAUUUGACAAAGGAUGGAUUGACUGACUUUGUUGUGACGGAAUUGUUAAACGUCCAAACAAUAGUUGGUAGAAGUUGUGGACAAUGCUUUAUUCAAAACCUUAUACCGUGUCCAACUCAGGACGUGUGUAAAAAGAGGAAAGGAAAUAAUUGUUCUUUCCACAAUUCACAACAACCAAAGUCAUGCCAAACAUGUGAUAAAGUGAAACAAAAUAUCACAUUGUUACACAGAUUUAAUGGGCCCAGUUGGGCAAACACUAAAGCUGAAAGAUGGGCAAUGGAUCCGUGGGAAAUCGGAAAAUGCUACCUCCCAAGGGAUGGAUAUAGCAGUGUAUCCUCUGUGCAAGAAUCUGACUUCAAUGGUGUGGUAAGCAUCAUGUUGAACUGCACGCAUUUCCAGACAUGUCUCUCCGCCGCAUGCCUGUGUCCACCUCCACCUGAUAAGCGAUGCCCGCUUGAGAAGGUCCGUCAAAUAGGCCGAGAUGUACGCCACACUGCGGACUGCAAGGUUACAGAUGCUGAUCUGCAGUACUUCUUUCUGACACUGACCACCCUACUUGCUGAUCCAGUCCGCUUAUUGCAUGAUUCCUCAGCAACAGAAGCGCGCAGGAAAAUCAGUGAUAUAUUUUGCAGAAUUUUGAUUCAUUAUGAAUCAGUUCAGAUGUGUUUGGGGGAUCACCUUUUGAUGUCCAUCCUUGAAAGCACCAUGGCUCCUUGGCUAGUCAGUACAGAAAUACUGGUCUUUAGUAUCAGGAGCAGCCGGGCGAAGUGGGACGGUGAAGUAUCAAAGAAAAAAUGUCUCACCUUUUGCCAACACUGGGACAGUUAUUCGCACUUCGAGAUUAACCACAGUGCCUUUAUUUCAAGGAUGGGCAGAACAAGGCAUUCUCACAGCAUCAGAUGGGCUAGGUUAUGUAUCAAUUUAACGUUGCAGAAUGAUCGUCUUUCACUUGAUGAUUUGGGCAAGUUGUUAGAAGAAGCCAAUCAAACCCUCACACAAGCAAAAGAGGCCGGAGAACGUUUUUCUGAAGAUGCUGAAAGGACCCUGAAAGAAGGUUUGAAUACCUUAGAGGCUAAAAUACUGGCUGGAGAACAACGCCUUAAAAACAAGGCACAGGCUGGAGAUCAAAGCAUUGAAAACAAGACACAGGCUGGAGAACAGAGCAUUGAAAACAAGACACAGGCUGGAGAACAAAGCAUUGAAAACCAGACACAGGCUGGAGAACAAAGCAUUGAAAACAAGACUCAGGCUGGAGAACAACGCAUUGAAAACAAGACACAGGCUGGAGAACAAAGCAUUGAAAACAAGACACAGACUGGAGAACAAAGCAUUGAAUACAAGACACAGGCUGGAAAACAGAGCAUUGAAAACAAGACACAGGCUGCAGAACAGAGCAUUGAAAACAAGACACAGGCUGGAGAACAAAGCAUUGAAAACAAGACACAGGCUGGAGAACAAAGCAUUGAAAACAAGACACAGGCUGGAGAACAAAGUAUUGAAAACAAGACACAGGCUGGAGAACAAAGCAUUGAAAACAAGACACAGACUGGAGAACAAUGCAUCAAAAACAAGACACAGGCUGGAGAACAAAGCAUUGAACACAAAACACAGGCUGGAGAACAAAGCAUUGAAAACAAGACACAGUCUGGAGAACAACGCAUUGAAAACAUAACACAGGCUGGAGAACAAAGCAUUGAAAACAAGACACAUGCUGGAGAACAGAGCAUUGAAAACAAGACACUGGCUGGAGAACAAAGCAUUGAAAACAAAACACAGACUGGAGAACAAAGCAUUGAAAACAAAACACAGGCUGGAGAACAGAGCAUUGAAAACAAGACACAAGAAAGCAUCAACCGCAUAAAUCAAGCAGCGAAUGAAAAGGAGCUAGACGAAUACGAGCGAGGCGUAGCAGAUCUUCUAUUGCGAUUGGUGAACCAUUACCGUGAUACCGUUUGCUACGUGCCUCUGUCUACUUUGGAUCCUAGUCUUGAUAAGCACGUACAAGACAUCUAUGCCACUCCAAAAAUACACAAGAUGAAGAUUGAGAAUGAUGGGAGACGCACACAACAAGAACAAAUAUUAACAUACAGAGAUUGCUUUCAUAGAGGUGAUCAUUUAUCUAGACGUACAUAUUUACAAGGCGAGCCAGGCAGCGGCAAGACAACUUUUGCUUCCAAAUUAGUUGACGAUUGGUGUAACAUGCAUGAGCCAUCAACUGAAUCUACAAAAGAACAAACGGCUUUCAGUGAUGUUGAAACCCUUCAUGAAUUCAAGUUUCUCUUUUUCAUUUCGUUGCGCGAUUCGAGAGAACAGACACAUGUAACACACAUGAUACAAACACAGCUCAUCUACAAAAUCUACGCGGCAGACGAAUGGGAAAGUGCGAAUAAUCUGGUCCUAAACAUAAUGAGAAAUGUGAUGUACCUCGUCGUUCAAGACGGUCUGGAUGAGUGGGCUGGUAAAGAAGCUCUGCCAUCUAUGGACGGAAUUCCUAAGGAUCAUUGCAUUUUGCUCACAACUUCUAGACCAUGGAAACUCGCGGACGAACGUAUCAAGAAUUCUCAAAUAGACAUAUUGAUGGAAGUUUACGGAGUAAUUGAUUCUGAGGGAUUCAGUGAAAGGAUACUGCGACAUCUUCUUGAUGAAAUAAAGGAUCUUAACAAAACUUUGAAGAAGUUUCAGAACUUUCUGGAGAGUCGUAACCUUGAGUCGAUAUCAUCUUCGCCCAUGCUACACACGCUUGUCCUCUGUACUUGGGUAGAUGAUAUGGCUGAAGGUCUUACCGGAUCGUCAAGGUGUGAAUUGUUUACCACCUUGCUUGAAAACUUAUGUAAAAAAGCUAACCCACAAAUGAGUUAUUUCGAUCAAUACUACCCAUCACCAGUAAACUGCUUUUCUCGCACGAAGUAUGUUAAACCAAACAUGGAACAUAUAGAUGUUAUAGCCAAAGCUGCGUUUUCAUUUUUGUUUUCAAAUGAAAAAGAAAUAUCACUAGUGUUCAGCGACAUUAAUCUUUCGGCUCAUUUGUCUGAAAGUACAAAGCAGUUCGCACUACAUUCAGGAUUAAUAUCCAAAAGAAAAAGUAAAAAAUGUUAUGAUAAUACAAGCUCGUUUGUCCACAAGACUGUUCAAGAGUUCUUUGCUGCUCUUCACAUCUCCAACAAUACUGACGUGAUUGAUAACGUUAUUUACGAAUAUCUCAAAAGUAAUAGGGAUUUUUAUAUGGAUAUUUCUCAAGUUUUCAAAUUCCUUUGUGGUUUCAACAUCUUGGCAGCUAAUAAACUAUCUGCACUGAUGAAUCAGGCCAACGAUGUUGGUCAUGGGUAUUAUCGCUAUGCUUUCCAAAGAGUCAUCCUCUCAGGUUAUAGGGAGGCUGUGGCAAACAAGAACACUCCAAUAGACGUACAUCUGAGUCACUUUGACUUUUUUGAAAGUAAUACUGAAGAUUGGAUCAACAUCUUUGCACUGAACGCUCCACGGGCUCGAUCUUUACAUGUUACCAGUUUAAUAAACAGCCCUGUAAUAAUACGUUCACAAGACGCGUCGACUUAUCUUUGUCAGGGACCUAGAUCCGUCUCAUUAGCUGCACGUGAUUAUGCCGACCCCUCUACCAGAGCGAAGCAGAAAGAAGUCAUAUCGUCUGCAUCUUGUUUGGAAUUCGACUUAUCGGCGUGUCACAACCUGGAACAGUUGGAGCUCAAGGGUGAUAUAACCGUGCUACCAAAUGCACUUGUGGGUUUGAAGAAGUUGAAAUAUCUAACAAUGGAUGAGGAUUGUAAAUGUGAAGCGCUUGACUUGUCACAUUAUGAACACAUAGAACAGUUGGAACUUAAUGGUGAUAUAACCGUGCUACCAAAUGCACUUGCGGGUUCGAAGAAGUUGAAAUAUCUAACAAUGGAUAUGGGUUGUAAAUGUGAAGCGCUUGACAUGUCACAUUAUGAACACAUUGACAUAGAAUCAAUUGUACUCGGAGAAGGAGUAACUUUACUACCACAUUCUAUUACUCAUUUUAAGAAUCUGAAAUGUAUUGAAAUAAACACAGCUUAUAAAGAACUAGAUUUGUCAAUGUUUGAAAACAUAAAUUCAAGAACAAUCAGCAAAAGAGUGCAAGUGUUACCGAAGCAACUACUCAUUAAUAACAAUCAAAAACUUGAGGUUACUGGUUUGCAUGAAUUUGAUUUCAACAGAUGUGACAAGAAAGACAUUCAUACAUGGUGUCUUCUAAACGGUGCUGAUCCAGUGCUGUGUGCAGACUAUACUCCAGUGCUGCCCUCCAUAAAACGCAUUAAUUUGAUUAAUGUAACGUGUUCCUCCACCUGGCUACGCAGUCUGCUCACCACACUGUUUAAAUUCGAUCAUAGUGUGAAGUGUGAUAUUUUCUCCUGUUACAUAACCUCACUCAACGUCAGCAAGUCACCUGAUACAUCCGUAUAUAUAACAACGGAUUUAAACAAUACGUGUACAUGUACAUUAAAUUUAAAUUACGAUAGCCCUGGUCUAUGGGAGACUCUGCUCGGUCUGAGUGUCAAGAAUCUGAGCAUUUCGAGUAGGGUUUCGGGUUUGAAGAUUAAUCAUGUAUCGUCAUUGCCACGGUCACUAGCAACCCUCUCACAGCUGGAAACGCUUAGAUUGCAUUUGACAGCAUAUAUCGACCUACAGCUUCCUCUGUCAUUGAAUCAUGUGACUGUCUGUUUUGAAACAUUGCAUCCAUCAGAACUUCGCCACCUGGUGAACAAGCUGUCUGCACGGACUCACUCACUUGAGUGUAGAGUGGAAUUCGUUUGUGUUCAUUUCAAGGACACAAAUAUGAGACAUAAAAUUCCAUCAGAGGAAUACAUACCCAUCCAACAAGAACUCGAAACUAUGCAGCAUGUUGAUGUGGAACGAUUUCGAAUAUAUGACUGGGCACCUUCCGCCAAUCAAUGGUCUGCACGUGGCAGUGUUGUUGAUGAUGAUCUUGUUGAUGAGAUUGUUGAUAAUGAAUUUUGUAAAGACUUUCUUGGACGACUUCAUUUCCCUCGCAGUCAGAUUGACGGCCUCAGUCGCAUAUCAAUGCGACUUAAGAUUAAGAUCCAACCUUGA